UUUUUCAAGAAAAUGUUUUUUAGAAUUUGACUGAUUAACAGAAUAACAAUAUUGUCUUAACAUGAUGUUUAAUACUUUUAUUUACCUUUAAGUUCGCAAUAAAUUGUCGUUUUUCCUGUUAUUUUAUUACUUUGUCACUAAGACAGAUUAUAAUUUAUACAGAAGCUUGAUUAUUGCGAAUCCUUUUUGAUCUAUCCCUACCCCAGUGAGCUACACUUUGAUUGUAUAGUAAUUUUCAUACAAUAUCACAGAUAAAGCCGGUUUUAAAGUCCACAGUCGCACCUACAUCUACUUGAUCGUCCAUAUUGUAGCGCGAUCCUACAUCCGUACCAAUUCGAUCAAGUCAGCCAGACAGUAAACACAUGAGGAAUGCGCAGUCCUGGGCAGUAUAAAACUGGUUAUUUUUCUACAGUUAUUUACUAAGUGCUUCUGAGUUUUUGUCUUUGUCCAUCGAGAGUAUCUUCAAAAACUAUCUAAGGAAAUCGAAAAAACAUGACCUUGAACCGGCCAAUGGCACAAUAAGGAGUUUCAAUGACUGAGAAUAAAUAAUUCUGUAAACUAUACCGACUAUUGUUUCUGUUGAUUAAAUGAAUACAAAAUAGCGUUUAAUUAUUUUUAACAUAUUUCGUAUAGACUGUUAAAAAUUUCGGCAAUGGGAACUAUUGCUGAUACGAGUAUGGAAAAUUUAAAUUUUUGUCGACAAAAUACAAAUGUUAACAUGUCCGAAAUACAAUCGUUUUAUAAUGGAUCAACAGUUUUUCUGACGGGAGCGACUGGUUUCGUGGGCGGUUUAAUACUCGAAAAGCUAUUAAGAACAUGUUCCGGCUUAAAAAUUAUAUACGUUUUAAUCAGGGACAAAAAAGGAGAAACGUCAGAAACCCGAUUUAAAGAUCUAUUCAAUAAUCCACUGUUUGACCUUAUGAAAAAAGAAACACCGGAUUACAUAGAUAAAGUGUCAGUUAUUAUUGGUGACUGUGAACAGCCAAACUUGGGAAUGAAAGAACACGACAGAGAAAUUCUUAAAAGCGAAGUAAAUAUAAUAAUUCAUUCGGCAGCAACCGUUCGGUUUGAUGAGCACCUAAGAAAAGCGAUCAGAAUUAAUAUAAUAGCACUACAAGACCUUCUUAAAAUCUCACAAGAAAUCAAACAAUUAAAAGCUUUUGUUCACAUUUCGACUGCUUAUUCCAAUUGUGCCGACAGAAAAAUUGUAGAAGAAAAAUUUUAUGAGCUACCGAUUUUCGGACAUAACCUCAUACAAGUUGUCAAUUCUCUCAGUGACGAAUACGUAACCAGUGUUACACCUUCGCUGCUAAACAAAUAUCCCAAUACUUACGUGAUGACUAAGGCUAUCGCUGAAGGAGAAAUUUUGAAAUAUGGCAAAGGACUGCCGGUUGGAGUGGUUAGACCUUCUAUGAUUAUAGCUACUGCUAACGAACCUGUACGUGGGUGGAUCAACAACGUUUACGGACCAACCGGGGUCGUUGCCGCCGUUUAUAUGGGUCUUAUGAGAAUUAUGUGUGCCGAUCCAAAAAAGUACGCCGACCUCAUACCCGGAGACUUUGUUAGUAACGCAGUAAUAGUCAGCGCUAAAGAUAUACACAGCCAAUGGAAAUCACAUAAUAUGUCUGAGAGCUCUUCGAAUACCCUAAGCACGAACGGUGGAACAUUCUCGCCACCAAUUUACAAUUGCGUUUCGACAAACACGAACCCGUGUACUUGGAAAAAAUUCGCCGAGUUCAACAAAAAACAUUUAUUCAGCGUGCCUUCCACAAAGACUAUUUUUCCGAUUAUGAUCAUACUAACGGCGUCCAAGUUCCAUUACAACGUAAUACAAUUUUUGGUGCACAUUGUUCCGGCGUUCAUUAUCGACUCGUUGGCCCAACUGACCGGCAAAAAGCCCAAAUUGAUGGACACCUACAAGAAGAUCAAUAAUUUCGUAAACGUCAUCUCGUACUUUAGCUUGAGAUCAUGGACUUUUAAAGAUACGAAUACAACAACAAUGAUCGCACAAAUGUCCGACCAGGAUAGGAAACUGUUCGACUUCGACAUCUCCAAGCUGGUCUGGGACGAUUACUUCGAGCACCAAGUAAUCGGUAUCAGACGUUACAUAAUCAACGACCCAAUGGAUACCGCGCCAAAAGGGUUGAAACACUACAAAAAACUGCAAAAUAUUUACUACACGCUACUCGCUUGUGUCGUGGCUUUCCUAUUGUUGAUUGGGUACGGAUUGUUCGCUCUCUUUUUAUGACACGGUUUUUAAAACACAGUUGCUCUAAACAAUGUGAUAUUACAUGUAUAUAUAUAAACUACUUAUAUUAUUGAAAUUACUCAUUUUUU
This is a messenger RNA of Adelges cooleyi (spruce gall adelgid), 2337 nucleotides long. Its product is annotated as fatty acyl-CoA reductase wat-like. Bases 653 to 2248 code for a protein of 531 amino acids. The transcript is spliced from 13 exons. Gene Ontology annotation, molecular function: alcohol-forming very long-chain fatty acyl-CoA reductase (NADP+) activity. Gene Ontology annotation, cellular component: peroxisome. NCBI's taxonomy places the organism in Eukaryota, Metazoa, Arthropoda, Insecta, Hemiptera, Adelgidae. The record is from RefSeq and is a predicted model, not a curated record. Gene Ontology annotation, biological process: long-chain fatty-acyl-CoA metabolic process.